CGGCCACGAAACGCGAUCAAUAAAUUUCACCCUCCCUCUCAUUUUAACCUCGUUAUUGCACCAAAAAAUAAAUGCCGCAGUGUUAUGACUUUGAAAAAAUCUCUGUCCCUUCUCACUUUUUUGAAAAUAACAGCCGUGUUGGCAAUCGAUUGCUUCAAAUGUGUCUCAAUCAACAGGGAUUACCCUCCUUGUGAGGACCCUUUUCACAACAACUACACUUUGGAUGUUUUCGAAUCACCCUGUAUGGGCGGCCGGAAAGGACGCGAUGGCUUGUUUCCGGCCACUUCCUGUGUGAAAAUAACCGGAGUUUUUGACGAUAAUGGGGACACGGUGACAGUGCGAGGUUGUGCCUUAGACAGCGGAACCUUAACCACAGACACAGAAAUCGUCCGAAUGUCACACUGUGGGGGCUUUUACUACGACAACAGAUAUGCAAGAGGUUGCGUUCAAAGUUGCAACGACGCCGACGCCUGUAAUUCAGGGCAAAAAUUUCGUCCAUUAUUUUUAGUCGUCGCAAUUGCGACAAUGUUCCCAUUUGUUUGAAAAAAUAAAAAAAAAUAAAAC
Messenger RNA from Tribolium castaneum (red flour beetle), 564 nucleotides. RefSeq lists its product as uncharacterized. Gene Ontology annotation, biological process: regulation of synaptic transmission, cholinergic; positive regulation of voltage-gated potassium channel activity; sleep. The coding region runs from base 85 to 543 and encodes 152 amino acids. The transcript is spliced from 3 exons. Lineage: Eukaryota; Metazoa; Arthropoda; Insecta; Coleoptera; Tenebrionidae. The record is from RefSeq and is a predicted model, not a curated record.